Molecule: messenger RNA, 2283 nt
Organism: Monopterus albus (swamp eel)
Lineage: Eukaryota; Metazoa; Chordata; Actinopteri; Synbranchiformes; Synbranchidae
Gene: aspnat
Product: N-acetyltransferase 8-like
Exons: 3
Coding region: 449-1285 (278 amino acids)
Cellular component (GO): mitochondrial membrane
Molecular function (GO): L-aspartate N-acetyltransferase activity
Source: RefSeq, a predicted model, not a curated record
GGACACUGUGAAGACUACCCUGCUUAGAAACAACCUCUCUACGCAAUCUCACAAUCAGACACCUCCUCAUGGGCUCACAUCCUCAAAUACACACUUCGUCGGCACGCAUAAAUUUGUUCAUAUGCAGAAAGACCUAGUGUGUCUGUCUUUCUCCCCGCCCUCGUCCAGCGGCAACUAGCGGCGCAUCGUUUCCACCAAUCUGUGCAUCGAAGGACCACCCGACCAACCCCUGAACCUGAAUCUGCCCGCUCUGUCUGCUUAUAAAUACUGCUUGAAUCACACCGGCAAGUCUUGGUCGUCAGAAACGCUCAGGGUUGCAGCAGAACAUCCCCCUUCGUUUUAUCCCCUUCAUCAUUUCUCCGUUUUUUAAGAAAAUAUCACGCAUCCUCCACUUUCAUUCUCACCCUCCCCCUUUUCAGAACUGUAGCUGUUUAUUGUGGCCAGUUGCAUGCAUUUGUCGUCUCCCGAAAUGGUUUGCGAGACUAAAAUUGUUGCGGAUGAACACGAUGCAAUACCUGGGACCAAAAAAGAGUCUCUCAUGUGGAGCUCUCCUCAGUCCAGCGCGGCUCAGAACCCCGCUGCGGCCAAGGAUGUUUGGAAAGAUGGGGUUUUUAUCCGUGAGUUCGAGCGCGGGGAUCAAGAGGAGGUGCGCCGCAUCUUUUACGAGGGUAUUAUGGAGAGGGUACCCAACUCGGCGUUUAGAAGGCUCAGACAGCAGCCCAAGACCCAGUUUUUAUAUGCUCUUCUGACAGUAAUGUGCUUUUUUAUGACCAAAUCCUUCACGUUGACCUGCUGCACACCCCUCAUUCUCAUGGGUGUGCGCUACUACUACAGCAGGAAAGUUAUCCACAGUUAUCUGGACUGUGCUCUGCACACGGACAUGGCUGACAUAGAAGCUUAUUACAUGAAACCCACAGGCUCCUGCUUCUGGGUGGCAGUGCUCAAUGGACGUGUGGUGGGCAUCGUGGCGGCACAGGGCCGUGAGGAUGACAACACAGUUGAGCUGCGGCGCAUGUCGGUGGACUCUCGCUACCGCGGCAAAGGCAUCGCAAAGGCACUGGGCCGUCGUGUUCUGGAGUUUGCCAUGCGCAACAACUACGCUGCUGUGGUCCUUGGUACAACGGCUGUCAAAUUGGCUGCCCACAAGCUGUACGAGUCACUGGGCUUCCGCCUAACGGGCCAGAGUGAGGACUACAGGCUACCCGGGAUGAGCCGCUCACCGCUGGAGAGGCUCUUCUUUCAGAUCCGCUAUAGUCGCUACCGCCUAGAGCUCCGUGAAGAGUGAGAGGUGACAGGAAGAGGGAGAUGGAGAGGGGAUAUGGAGAGAGAGGGACAGAGAGAGAGAGAGAGAGCAACAACCCUUCUACAUCUGAGAGCCCUGACUGCAUCCUCUUCUCUUUUAUUUAUUUUGUGUCAUUAGAGUUAACGUGGAGUACUACUUAACACUUCUACUAUUUCAUCUUUAAAGUCACUAACGUUUUUAUUACUAUUAUGCUUUUGUUGCUGUUUUACAUUUUAAAUAACAGUUUCUUUUCUUCUGUUUUAUUAAUCUAUUUUCUGUACUUUUACCCCUCCCUUUUCAUUGUGGGAGAAAAAAAUUGGCAUUCAUAGAAGACAUCAAACUUGGAUCCCAACUACUGUAGGGACCUUCCCCCCGCCCCGUUGAUUUAAAGAUCUUGUGACCCAGAUCAAUACUCCCCUUCAUUACUAUUCUACAAUGGCCCUUUUUACCCAUCCCCCAUUACCUCAGCCUUCCCUUCCCUCCCAUAUGUCCUUAAUUUCCCCACAGCAAAAAUCAACAGACAGAUUUUGACACAGGACAGUGCAAUAAUUCACUUGCAUUUGUUUCUUUGGGGGUGGACAGAGCACUGGAUGGGUUUGGGAGGGGCAGAUGUACCUUCCUCGUGAGCAAAUCACACAAAAAAGUAGAGGAAAGGCGUACUGUAUAUACUGUAAUACCCCAGUUCUUUAAUUGGACAGUUCUGAAUAACGAAGGAGUCCGUCUUUCUUCAUUUAGUGCUGAUUUAUUUUAAACCACAAGCAAAAUUACAAACACGGCCCAGAUUGUUCCUCCUUCCAGGAACUCACACAGUGGCUGCUGGAAGAAGGAGCCCUGGCCACACAGAGCCUAAUACAUUUAUAAGUUUUGGGCUAACCCCUUACACAAAAAGAUUACAGAACAUCACGAGAUGGAGUCAGUCCGACGAUUCCAUCUCUUAUCUAGCGCUCCACAUGCUUGGAGCCACUUCGUUUUACCUAGUCAUAACAAAUGAGGAAGCUCAA